This is a messenger RNA of Fusarium redolens, 2262 nucleotides long. RefSeq lists its product as uncharacterized. The transcript has a single exon. The coding region runs from base 1 to 2262 and encodes 753 amino acids. The record is from RefSeq and is a predicted model, not a curated record. Gene Ontology annotation, molecular function: RNA polymerase III general transcription initiation factor activity; TBP-class protein binding; RNA polymerase III type 3 promoter sequence-specific DNA binding. Gene Ontology annotation, cellular component: transcription factor TFIIIB complex; nucleus; transcription preinitiation complex. Gene Ontology annotation, biological process: DNA-templated transcription initiation; transcription by RNA polymerase III; transcription preinitiation complex assembly. Lineage: Eukaryota; Fungi; Ascomycota; Sordariomycetes; Hypocreales; Nectriaceae.
AUGUCGUCUUUUCUUACACCACCAAAAUCGGGGCCUACUGGGCGCCCAGCUGCGAAACCACGAUUCGGAAAACCCAAUCCUGUCCGAGCGAUGCGAGAACGAGAAGAACGACGAGCCGCCAAUGCCGCCGCCCAUUCAAAUAACCUACGAGUUGCUGCCGUAAAUCGAAAUGCUUCAUUAGCAAAACCGAAUCGUCCACAAUGUCCGAACAAAGCUUGUCCAAAACCCAACGUCGUCGAUGGAACAUGUCAAACUUGCGGUCGUAUCUCUGACGACAGUAAUAUCGUGGCAGAAGUCACCUUUGGAGAAUCAUCUUCGGGUGCUGCUGUUGUUCAUGGUUCUUACAUUGGUGCCGAUCAAGCGGGCGUGCGAAGCAUGGGUCCUGCGUUCAGAAGAGUCGGAGGAUCUGAAGAUCGAGAGAAGAGUAUUCGGGAAGCAAAAGGCUUGAUGCAGGGUUAUGCGCAGCAGCUUAAUGUCAGCGACAGUCUGGUCACUGCAGGAACGCAAGUCUUUAAGCUGGCGUCAAGCGCAAACUUUAUCCAAGGUCGCACAUUGGCUAGUGUCGCGGCUGUCUGCUUAUACGCAGCCUGUCGAGCAGAGCCACCGUGCAAAGUUAUGCUUAUCGAUUUGGCGGACUUGGUGCAGCUCAACGUCUUCAAGCUGGGUCGCAUUUUCAAGAAGCUUAACGAGGUAGUGCCAAUUGGUAACGACGGUCUCAUUCCUGUGUAUCCGGAGGAUCUUAUCUGGCGAUUUGCGACCAAGAUGGAAUUUCACCAGGACACGGCCAAAGUCGCUGAGGAUGCUGUUCGUCUGGUCAAGCGAAUGAGUCGAGAUUGGAUGGUCAUGGGCCGUCGACCUUCUGGUAUCUGUGGAGCUUGCCUGCUCAUGGCAGCACGAAUGCACAACUUUCGACGAACUGUGCGAGAGGUUGUCUACAUUGUCAAAGUCACCAAUCACACAAUUCAGAACCGUCUGCAAGAGUUCAAGGUCACCGAGUCCAGUCGCAUGUCGGUUGAGGAUUUCUUGAAGCAGGAUUUCCUGGAGAGCUCUCAUGACCCGCCUUCUUUUUACAGGCAGUCAGCCGAAUACAAGAAGCAACUCGCCGCAAAGAACAAGAAGCGAAAGAGGCCAACAGACGCCGACGGUGACGAACAUGAGGAGGAAGAUGAUAAUCUCGCCGACAAGAUUGAUCCGCGAUUAAUAGAGGGAGGAGCUGAUCUUUCGAAGGCGCCUGUUGUCGAAUAUCGCCGCGAUGAUGACGGCUUUAUUAUUCCGCCUCUACCGUCCAAAAUCGCCAAAGACCCAUCACUUGUCAAUAGGCUGAAUGAGAACGCAGAGGAUGAAGAAGCCGAGGGCGAAGACGCGAAUGUCCAGACCCUGGAUGGCCUGGUGCAAGAGUUUGGAGACGCGAUGGAGGAUGAGCUCGCGGAGAACGGUACACAAGAAACGAGCCAACGGAAAGGCAGUAAACCGCAAUUACCCAUCAACGAGGAAUGGGAGCAGGAUGAGCAAGAACUCGAGGGCGUGAUUGAGGAGAUCUUCAAUGAUCCUUUAACAUACGAGCACGCCAUGGCUUACACGACUGCCGAGCAACGAGCACGAAUUCACACGGUUUGGGCUUUGCAGCAACGGCCCCAGAAAGAAGUUUCUAUGUCGGCGGAUGUUACAGAGGAUGAGUUUGCCGACGACCCCGAGGUGAACAACUGUUUGCUGUCGCCCGAGGAGGCUCAGAUCAAGGAAAUGAUCUGGGUGAACCAGAACAAGGAAUGGCUACGAAAACACCAAGAGAAGGUGUUCCGAAAGAAAGUUGAGGCAGAACGACCGAAGCAAACACGAAAGCGACGUAAGCGAGCUAGAAUGGGCGAAGGCCAGACCAGCCCAGCCAGCUCAGCCGCCGAGGCCGCAGUCAACGUCGCGAAAGACCGCGCCUGGUCCAAGAGGAUCAAUUACGACGCCAUCCGCAACAUUUUCGACAUGCCCAACCUCGGAGGUCCCGGUUCAGAAGCUACAAGUCGCAAGACAAGCGUGGCGGGAAGUACAAAAGGCGGGGACGACGCGAGCGAAGCUCCAGAUGAGAGUGUCGCUGGCGAUGAACCCGAAGCGCCACAGGAGGAAGAAGAGUUUGAGGAAGAGGAGUACGAUGAGACGCAGAACUACGGCGAUGGCGAAGAGUUUGGUGGUGGUGGUGAUGAGUUUGGCGGCGGGUAUGAUGAGGAUGAUCCGGAGAUGGAUGCUGAGUAUGGACUUGAGGAGUAUGCUUGA